Messenger RNA from Lolium rigidum, 1014 nucleotides. RefSeq lists its product as uncharacterized. Lineage: Eukaryota; Viridiplantae; Streptophyta; Magnoliopsida; Poales; Poaceae. The transcript is spliced from 2 exons. The coding region runs from base 1 to 753 and encodes 250 amino acids. The record is from RefSeq and is a predicted model, not a curated record.
AUGGCGACCAAGGAGCUAUCGAUCAAGCUUGUGAUCGACACAAAGACAGAUAAACUCUGCUUCGCUGAGGCUGGCAGCGACGUCGUGGAGUUCCUCUCCUGCCUCCUCUCCCUGCCGCUGGGCACCGUCGCCAGCCUUCUAACGAAGGAGAGCAUGGUCGGCAGCAUCGGCAACGUGCUUGGGAGCAUGGAGCAGCUGGACGCGAACUACAAGAGCAAUGUGCUGCGUCUGAGUCCCGCCGUCGCCCCCGCCACACUCUCCCGCCUGCAGCAGCUGCUGGGCUCCCACCUCAGCAACACCAACGUCUUCACAUGUGAAUGUCCGAAUAACUUCCCAGGCCCGACUUUUUAUUUUGAUAAUUGCAACAAUCGACGCGCCAGCUGCGGAUACUUCUCGGCCACCAAAGGCACAGCCUGCCUCGUCUGCCAAAAACCAAUGGACAAGCCUACGACAAUGGCCCCCGACGCCGCAACCAACGGUCCCAAGGUGGUUGCGGCGUCGCCCACGACAUACGCUGUCAAGGACGACCUCUCGGUGACUCCGGCGUCUAACCUGCUAUCCGGCAUCACUCUGCUCUCGCAGUGCGGCGUCAUGAACAUCAGCGCGCUGGAGGAGAAGACUGUCAAGAUCGGCAAGGAAGAGGCGUUGGCGAUACUCGCUGCUUCCCUCAAGUCCAAGACUGUCCUGACGGAUGUUUUCCUGCCAAAAAAGAAUUCUCGCUGCAAGAGGGAACCUGCUGAAGAAGUCAUUUAGAAAUGACUGCCAGUGCUAGCUUGGCUAGUUAUUCAUAUACGAGUCCACAAAUUUUCUGAUAGUGCUAGCAUGAUCUUGAUUUCCCAUGGGUUGUUGGUACUUUAGGCACUGAGUCGUCAUAACUGAUAAAGUGAUUAGAAGGCAUCUUUGCUUCUCCGUGACGAAUCAAGAUCAUGCCGUUGAUUAUUUUGGUGUCUAGAGGUUCAUCGUUCACGUUCACGCACUGCAAAUAAAAUUAUGUGUUACAUUUGUUUUCCUAAA